This is a messenger RNA of Diaporthe citri, 987 nucleotides long. RefSeq lists its product as uncharacterized. The transcript is spliced from 2 exons. Bases 1 to 987 code for a protein of 328 amino acids. The record is from RefSeq and is a predicted model, not a curated record. Gene Ontology annotation, molecular function: hydrolase activity. NCBI's taxonomy places the organism in Eukaryota, Fungi, Ascomycota, Sordariomycetes, Diaporthales, Diaporthaceae.
AUGCUUUCCCCCAAGGCCGCUACCAUCCUCAACCUCGCCCUGCUGGCCUCUGCCGCCCCCAGCAAGCGCCAAUCCACCGGCUCCGGAUCUUGUUCCGACGUGCACAUCUUCCUUGCGCGCGGGUGGAACGAGGGAUACCCUGGUCGGCAGCAGAACCUCGUCGACGCCGCGUGCAACGGCGUUUCUAGCUGCGACUACGAGGACAUCACCUUCGACGCGACCAACGCGAAUGGCUUCCCUGCAGCGGUCGAGCAGGGCCGCUCCUCUGGCGUGUCCCAGAUCAACGCGUACAUCCAGCGAUGCCCCGACGCCAAGAUCGCCCUGAGUGGUUACAGCGAGGGCGCAGUCGUGGUAAGCAACGUGCUUGCCGACUCGGGUCUGACGCCUAGUUCCGUCCCCGGAAACAAGGUCUGCGCCGCGCUCGUCUUCGGCGACCCAAACCACGUCGCCGACCAGAGCUACAACGUCCAGGCCGGCUCCGCCUUCAGCGCCCAGUUCCCUCGCUCCGGCGCGUCCCUGGAGCACCUCAACGCCUUCUCGUCCGUGCUGCGGUCCUACUGCAACGGCGGAGACAAUCUCUGCGCCUACGGCGACGGCACGAGGCCCAUGGAGGACGGCGCACACACCAACUACUUCGACCUGUACUCGGGUGACGCGGGCGAGUUCAUCAAGGAGAAGUGUGUCGGCGGCUCAUCCGGCGGCGGCGGCUCGACCACGCCGCCGUCGACUGGCAAUGUCUGCGUGGCUGGCAAGGUGAAGGCGGGCCUGUCUGAGAACUACACCGGUCUGUGCUCCUUCGCGUGCUCGAACGGGUACUGCCCCGACGGCGUGUGCGAGUGCACCGAGUUCGGCACGCAGGCCGGCUCGGGCGACGGGCUUGGACAGGACGGGUGCCCGGCUAAUGGGCUGGACGAUAGCUACAAGGGCCUCUGCAGCUUCAGCUGUAGCCACGGAUACUGCCCUACUGGUGCCUGCAGGUACUGUUAG